Apis mellifera (honey bee) is the source of this 1523-nucleotide messenger RNA. Its product is annotated as mitochondrial tRNA-specific 2-thiouridylase 1. The record is from RefSeq and is a predicted model, not a curated record. The coding region runs from base 257 to 1444 and encodes 395 amino acids. Gene Ontology annotation, cellular component: mitochondrion. Gene Ontology annotation, molecular function: sulfurtransferase activity. Lineage: Eukaryota; Metazoa; Arthropoda; Insecta; Hymenoptera; Apidae. Gene Ontology annotation, biological process: tRNA wobble position uridine thiolation. The transcript has 8 exons.
GUUUAACGCGUCAGAACCUGAGCACAGUCGCUCAUUCGUUGCGCACGUAAAACGUAAUCGGAAACUAUUGAACACGUAUAUGUAUACCACGUGAUAGAUUCAGUACUUCUUUAACCUUUAUUAUUUGUAAAUUUCUUCCUUAAUAAUUGAGAUAAAUUAACAUGAUGUAAAAUAAAAUUGAGAGAAAUAAAAACUUAAAUAAAUUAAAAUAUUUGAAUUAUUUAUAUAUUUAUGCUAUAAUAAAAUAGAAUUUAAAAUGUUCAAAAAAAUAAUUGUGGGUAUAUCUGGUGGAAUUGAUAGUGCUGUAACAGCUUUUCUUUUAAAAAAUAAAGGAUAUGAUGUCACUGGAGUAUUUAUGAAAAAUUGGGACAUUAAAAAUGAAACAGGAAAAUGUCAAAUUGAUGAAGAUAAAGAGCAUGCAGAAUGGAUAUGCAAGAAAUUAAAAAUCCCUUUUGUUGAAGUCAAUUUUGUAAAAGAAUAUUGGAAUAAUAUUUUUUGUUAUUUAACAGAACAAUAUGAAAAUGGAUAUACACCAAAUCCUGAUAUUUUAUGUAAUAAAUAUAUUAAAUUUGACCAAUUUUUCAAUUUUGCUCGUACGAAACUUCAAGCAGAUGCUAUUGCAACAGGACAUUAUGCUAAAACUAGUUUUGGUCCUUAUCUUGAACAUUUUAAAUUAAAUACUAAUGUCAAAUUACUUCAAGCAAAAGAUCUAGGAAAAGACCAAACAUUUUUUUUAUGUCAAGUACCUCAACAAGCAUUAAGAUAUUUCAUGUUUCCUCUUGGAAAUUAUUUAAAAAAAGAUGUUAAAAAGAUUGCUGAAGAAAUUGGUUUGGAUAAAAUCGUACAUAAAAAGGAAAGCACAGGGAUAUGCUUUAUAGGAAAACGAAAUUUUCAAAAUUUUAUAUCUGAGUACAUAUCUGACAAACCUGGAGAUUUUAUAGACUUGGAUAAUGGCAAGGUAGUGGGAAAACAUAAGGGUUUUCAUUAUUGGACUGUAGGUCAAAAUGUGAAACUUGGAGGCUACCCAAUUGCAUACUUUAUAUAUAAGAAAGAUAUUCAAUCAAAUAAUAUUAUUGUAGUGAAAGGUACAAAUCAUCCAGCACUUUAUACAGAUUUUAUAAUAACAGAAACUCCUUAUUGGAUAUCAUCAGAACCUAAUGAACUUAAUAGUUACUAUAGAACGAUGUGUUGCAAUUUUCGUUUCCAACAUAGAGAUUCUUUAAUAUCUUGUAUAGUUCACAAAAAUUUAAGGAAUGAAUUAAUGAUUCGUAUUGAUCAACCUUUAAGAUCACUUACAGAAGGACAGUUUGUAGUUUUAUAUAAAGGAGAAGAAUGUUUAGGUAGCGCCGAAAUUUCAUUCUGUGGUCCAUCGUAUUACUUUCUAGAGCAAGAAAUAAUGAAUGAUAAUAAAUUGAAGAAACAAAUCGCGAACGUGAGUGUAUAACAUUUGUUCGUAUAUUUUUCUAAUGAUACAAUGUAUAUUGUAAUUUAUUGAAAAAAUAAACUAUGUUUUAAUAUUUUAA